Molecule: messenger RNA, 657 nt
Organism: Coniophora puteana RWD-64-598 SS2
Lineage: Eukaryota; Fungi; Basidiomycota; Agaricomycetes; Boletales; Coniophoraceae
Exons: 4
Coding region: 157-600 (147 amino acids)
Source: RefSeq, a predicted model, not a curated record
CCUUAUAUAGGCGCACCUCAGGCUCAGGGCGUGGGCUACGGCCCAUACUCCAACUCCGUCGCAGCCCACAGCCAAGGAUACCUCCCCGGCGGUCUCCCCGGCGGCGGUCUCCCCGGAGCCGGCUACGACGGCGGCUACCACGACGGCGGACGCCGCAUGUCUUUUGGUGGCCCGCGCCGCCGCUCUUCGGCUGUGUCCUUCUCCGGCCUGAGCCACAUCGGGGACUCCUUCCGGCGCCACCCAGUCGUCCGCUUCAAGCGCAAGGGCGCCUUCACGUCCGGCAUCACGCUCGGCGAGGCUCAGGCGAACGUCCGCCUGUCCGGCUGGGACUCGUACACUCUGCACGACCUCCACGUGGACGGGCGCGGACGGAUCUACAUGAAAGUCAACUGGCCGGGGUAUCCUCCGCUGAACUAUGACAUUCCUGUGGACGGCUAUGACGGCUACGUGGACUUGCAGAGCUUGGCCCGCCGCGUUGGACGUGCUGUUGCGCAUUAUUUGCAGGCCAACCGCAUUCCAAUACCCUGGGAUCGCAUCGAACUGCAGUCAAUGGAGGAAAUGACCAUGGGUACCUGGUACCUCAAGAUGACCACGGUCUGAUGAUGCUCUCCGAACAGUUCAGUCGUCGAUGAUGGCCAAAACUGCCUUUCCUCGUUU